Fundulus heteroclitus (mummichog) is the source of this 2207-nucleotide messenger RNA. It is a transcript of the gene alkbh8, whose product is annotated as alkB homolog 8, tRNA methyltransferase. The transcript is spliced from 12 exons. Gene Ontology annotation, molecular function: tRNA binding; S-adenosylmethionine-dependent methyltransferase activity. The coding region runs from base 58 to 2139 and encodes 693 amino acids. Gene Ontology annotation, biological process: tRNA wobble uridine modification. The record is from RefSeq and is a predicted model, not a curated record. Lineage: Eukaryota; Metazoa; Chordata; Actinopteri; Cyprinodontiformes; Fundulidae. Gene Ontology annotation, cellular component: nucleus; cytoplasm.
GGGGAACCACGGUACCGCGGCGCUUUGUUGCACCCGGACAGCACAGAGGGACGGACCAUGGACCGUGAUGGGGUAAACAACGUGAGAGCCGCCGCCAGAAGGAGCAAAGAAGACAAGAAAGUGCUGAAAAAACAGCUGAAGGCCAGCCACACUUUACUGAAGCAUGAAGGCGUCAACACGAGCCCGCAUCCCUCCAGGAGUUUGGUGGUGGCCAACGGAGGCCUGGGGAACGCCGUCAGUCGUGAGGAUCUCUCUGCUGCUCUAAAACAGUUUGGAGACUUGGAAAGUCUGCUCAUGCCUCCUCAGAAGCCCUACGCCUUCGCCACGUACAGGUCUGAAGAUGGCGCUCGGAAAGCUCACGCCCAGCUUAACGGGCAGAAGCUGGAGUCUGGGGGGAACGCCGUCACUCUCUACCUCAGCUACGUUGACUCAGUGAAGAACGAAGGGGAAGCGUCGGUCCGUUUUCCCGAAGGGUUAACCCUGCUGGAGGAUUUUGUGUCACCAGAGGAAGAAGCGCUGCUCCUCGCUGCUGUGGAUUGGUCAAUUUCUACUGAAGCUCAGAAGGCUUUGAAGCACAGGAAAGUGAAACAUUACGGCUUUGAGUUUCGCUACGACAACAACAACGUGGACAAGGACAAGCCACUUCCUGCAGGUCUUCCUCAGGAGUGUCUGGCCGUGUUGCAGCGAUGUCUGCAGGACGGCCUCAUCAGCGUCCUGCCUGACCAGCUGACCGUUAACCAGUACGAAGCCGGACAGGGCAUCCCUCCUCAUGUUGACACUCACUCUGCCUUUGAGGACACCAUCCUGUCACUCAGUCUUGGGGCAAAGGCGGUGAUGGAGUUUCGGCACCCGGACGGCCGAGCUGUUCCCGUGGUGUUGCCUGAACGGAGCCUGUUGGUGAUGAAGGGGGAGAGCAGAUACCUCUGGACUCACGGGAUCACCCCUCGGAAGUUUGACCUGGUGCCAGCCUGUGAGCCUCGUUCCGCCGCUCCAGAGCCGGACGUCUCUUCCCACAGCGGGCUCACUUUGAGCAAGAGGGGCACCCGCACCUCCUUUACUUUCCGCAAAAUCAGACACCAACCCUGCUGCUGUGCCUUCCCCUCUGCCUGCGACAGUCAGGGAGGAAAUGCCUCCUGCCGGCCAUCCCCGCCCUCGCUUCCCUGCUGCCGCGGCGACGCGGCCCGCCUGGAGGAGGAGUACGUGCACCGGGUGUACGACGCCAUCGCCGCUCACUUCAGCAGCACCCGCCACACUCCGUGGCCCCGCGUCUGCCGCUUCCUGUCCUCGCUCCCGCCUGGAAGCGUCCUGGCCGACGUGGGGUGCGGGAACGGGAAGUACCUGGGAGUCAACCCGCAGCUGGUCACGGUGGGAUGUGAUCGCAGCGGCGCUCUGGUCCAGAUCUGCGCCGACAGGGGAUUCCACGCGUUCGUGUCCGACGCUCUUAGCGUCCCCCUUCGAACGGCCUCAUGUGACGCCUGCAUCUCCAUCGCUGUCAUACACCAUUUUUCCACGCAGGAGCGUCGGCUGGCAGCGGUGAGGGAGCUGGUGAGACUUCUGAAGCCCGGAGGCCUGGCGCUCAUCUACGUUUGGGCUUAUGAGCAAGAGUACAACAAGCAGAAGUCUAAGUACCUUAAAGACCACAGCAAACAACAUAAUGGAGAGAAAAGCACAGGCGUACCAGAGGAGAGCCGAGAACCGCAUGCAGAGCCCAACGUCCUCACCAGCAGCCGUUUAGAAAGCAAACAUUGUGGAGACUUAAAAGACGAAGGCAAGCUCAGUGUUCACACCAACCGUACAGCCUUUAAUUCCCAGGACCUUUUGGUUCCCUGGCACCUGAAAGGGAGGAAGACACAAGGAGAUGAAGAAUCAUCCUGCAGGUUCAGUUCCAGAGGGGAGCCCAGUCCAGGUUCGGACUCCAGCACGUCUUCUGACAGCAGAACCAGCCCAGACUCUAAACCCAGUCCUACUGCCGACGCAAAUCAGGUUCCCGGUGGCAGUGCGGCGCCCGUCUUUCAUCGGUAUUACCACGUCUUCCAGCAGGGGGAGCUGGAGGAGCUCUGCUGUGGGGUGAACGGAGUCAGGGUGCAGACCAGCUACCAUGACCAAGGGAACUGGUGUGUUGUAUUACAGAAGGAGUAACAGUUUAAAGUAAUGUUUAUGCUGAUGCACAGUUUUAACAGUGAAAUAAAUGUUAAGAUCGUACUCAA